Plasmodium falciparum 3D7 is the source of this 579-nucleotide messenger RNA. RefSeq lists its product as uncharacterized. The record is from RefSeq and is a predicted model, not a curated record. Lineage: Eukaryota; Apicomplexa; Aconoidasida; Haemosporida; Plasmodiidae.
AUGUUAUCUUUUAAUGUCAUCUAUAUCACAUGUGUUGUAGUCAUAUUUUCCUUACAAUAUAAUAAUAAAGUUAAUUUACAUAACAAAGUACAUAAUAUAUACAAAACAAGAUACUCAUUAAUUAUAUAUUUUAAAAGAUUAUUGAUUGAAUAUAAUGAAACUGUUCAAUUAGAGAAAAAUCCUGAUGAAAAUUCAUCAACAGAAUUGGAUGAUAACGAAAGUACAGUAAGUGUUGAAGAAUGUGAAAAAUCUUUAAAAGAAUUUUUUGAUGAUUGUAAGAGAGAAAAUUAUCCAGGGAAUGUUAUUCAUUUAUGUGAUAAUGUAGAGGAACCAGAAGAAAUUAAAAAAGGGGGAUCUAAAACAAAUCUUUUGUUAGAAGAAUAUGGAGAUCCAGUAGUAUAUGAUAAAGAGGAAAUGAAACUGAUUUCUGAACUUUUGGAUUCUUACCUUGAAGAUGAAAGACAUUUAUGUAUGAUAAAAAGAAUAUUGGACUAUACAAAAAUAUAUAGAAACCCUUUAUUAUUGGCGCGGUAUAGAAUUAAAAAAUUCCUUAAAAGACGUUGCAAAAAAAUUAAAUAA